Aspergillus caelatus is the source of this 503-nucleotide messenger RNA. RefSeq names its product 40S ribosomal protein eS12. Gene Ontology annotation, cellular component: ribosome; cytosolic small ribosomal subunit. Lineage: Eukaryota; Fungi; Ascomycota; Eurotiomycetes; Eurotiales; Aspergillaceae. Gene Ontology annotation, molecular function: structural constituent of ribosome. Gene Ontology annotation, biological process: translation. The coding region runs from base 115 to 390 and encodes 91 amino acids. The record is from RefSeq and is a predicted model, not a curated record. The transcript has a single exon.
GCCAAAACUAACAUAUCUCUAAUAAAUUAGUCGGACGGAGAAGAGACUGUUUCCAACCCCGUUGCCGCCGCCGAUGAGGUCGAGGUCAGCGCCGACGCCGGCGCCGGUGGCCAGAUGUCGGUCCUCGACGCCCUCAAGGGUGUCCUCCGCAUCUCCCUGAUCCACGACGGUCUUGCCCGUGGUCUCCGUGAGGCCGCCAAGGCUCUUGACCGCCGUCAGGCUCACAUGUGUGUCCUCAACGAGGGCUGUGAGGAGGAGGCCUACAAGAAGCUUGUCAUUGCCCUGUGCUCCGAGCACAAGAUCCCUCUCAUCAAGGUCCCCGAUGGAAAGAUGCUUGGUGAAUGGGUCGGUCUUUGUAUGUUUUCCCCUCCCCGAACCACCUUUUGGUAAAGAAAAAAGAAAAAAAAAUAUGUGAAAAAUGGGGGAUUGUGUGGCUAACGGUGAUUGCAAUUUAUAGGCCAGCUUGACCGUGAGGGUAACGCUCGCAAGGUCGUCAACUGCUC